CGACGCUCCAUCGAGUGUGUGCGGCGGCGGGAGGAGACGGAAGAGAACGAUGCAGGCGGUGGCACGGGCGCGUGGGCUUGCGGCUGCGGCUGUGGCUGCGCGGCCGUCGGCGAUGGAGGCAGGGCACCGCGGGCAGGUGCAGCAAGCCCGGGGCAUUGUGGUGCAGGUGAGGGACGGGAACCUGGAGCGGGCGCUGGCGGUCAUGGAGCGCAAGAUGAGGUCCAGCGGCAUGGAGCGCCUUAUCCGAGCGCGCACCCACUACCACGUGAAAGACUCGGAGAAGCGCGUGCUCGCGCGUAAGGCGCUUAUGCAGCGCGUCCGGUCCCAGGAGCUCGGCAAGAAGCUCCGCGAGAUCCUCAUCAAGAAAAUCAGGGGCCAGUGAGGACAUCAGCGCAUUGGCCAUUUACGGGCAGCAUCUGUGUGGGUGCUCCCUUUUUGAGCGUGUGGAGAAUAAACUCAACUGCGACCUUGAGCAAGAGAACUUUUGCUAUAUUGCAUGAAGGACAGAUUGAGAAUAAAACUAGUUUUUGGCGAACGAACUAUUGUAUUUUAUUGUACAAUUUAGUAUCUAUAUAUGGAUUUAACUGCUGUUUGUGCUGGACUUAGAGCCUUUUUGUUUGGGAUUAUAAUAUGUUCAGAUUAUAUAAUCUAACUUAUAUC
Molecule: messenger RNA, 660 nt
Organism: Zea mays
Lineage: Eukaryota; Viridiplantae; Streptophyta; Magnoliopsida; Poales; Poaceae
Product: 30S ribosomal protein S21-like
Exons: 2
Coding region: 50-382 (110 amino acids)
Biological process (GO): translation
Cellular component (GO): ribosome
Molecular function (GO): structural constituent of ribosome
Source: RefSeq, marked provisional